Messenger RNA from Dovyalis caffra, 1032 nucleotides. The record is from the annotation of a GenBank genome assembly. Lineage: Eukaryota; Viridiplantae; Streptophyta; Magnoliopsida; Malpighiales; Salicaceae.
AUGUCUCGUUCUCUCUUCUUCCUUUCUCUCUUCUUAUCUCUCCUCCUUCUAACAACCGGGCACAAUGGCCACCACGAUGCUGCCGAUGGUGGCAGUCCAAUAAUUAAUCUCCGUUCGAAAUCCUUAAUCUUGGUUAAGAUAUGGUGCUUGAUAUUGAUCUUUAUUGGCACUUUCAUUGGUGGGGUGUCCCCCUAUUUUUUGAAGUGGAACGAGGGGUUCUUGGUGUUAGGAACUCAGUUUGCUGGUGGUGUGUUUUUGGGGACUGCUUUGAUGCACUUUUUGAGCGAUGCAAACGAGACCUUUGAGGAUUUGACAAGCAAAGAGUACCCUUUUGCUUUCAUGUUGGCCUGUGCUGGCUAUUUGUUGACCAUGCUUGCUGAUUGUAUCAUUUCUUAUGUUUAUGGCAAAGAUGUGGUCAGCCAGGCUAAUGGUGGUGAUGUAGAGCAGCAAGGGAGUGUUCAGCGUGGAAAAAGAAGCCACGACAGCAGUUCACGAUCACGUUUUCAGAUGCACAAUGGUACAGAUGCUGCCUCUGCAAAAUCCACACUUGCAACUGUCAGUUCAUUUGGGGACAGCAUUUUGUUGAUAGUUGCCUUGUGUUUCCACUCCGUCUUUGAGGGCAUCGCAAUAGGAGUAGCAGAGACGAAAGCUGAUGCUUGGCGAGCCUUGUGGACUAUCUCUUUGCAUAAGAUAUUUGCAGCAAUCGCAAUGGGUAUAGCUCUCCUUCGAAUGAUCCCAGAUCGCCCCUUUGUAUCGUGUGCUGCCUAUGCUUUCGCAUUUGGCAUUUCAAGUCCAGUUGGUGUGGCCAUUGGUAUCGUAAUAGAUGCCACAACUCAGGGUCCUGUGGCUGACUGGAUCUUCGCCAUAUCAAUGGGACUGGCAUGCGGUGUGUUCAUCUACGUAUCGAUUAACCAUCUUUUAUCCAAGGGUUACAUAUCCCAGAGGGCAGUUUUAGUUGAUACACCGCAGUACAAAUUCUUGGCUGUAUCGUUGGGUGUUGGGGUGAUUGCUGUUGUGAUGAUAUGGGACUGA